AUGGCGGCCCGGGCUGUGCUCGACGAGUUCACGGCGCCCGCCGAGAAGGCGGUGCUGCUGGAGCGGAGCCGCGGCCGCAUCGAGGGUCUGUUCGGCGUGAGCCUGGCGGUGCUCGGCGCGCUCGGGGCCGAGGAGCCGCUGCCCGCGCGGAUCUGGCUGCAGCUCCGCGGGGCGCAGGAGGCCGUCCACAGCGCCAAGGAGUAUAUCAAAGGAAUCUGUGAGCCUGAAUUGGAAGAAAGAGAGUGUUACCCCAAGGCCAUGCACUGCAUUUUUGUUGGGGCACAGAGCCUAUUUCUGAAGAGCUUAAUUCAGGAUACUUGCGCUGACCUCUGCAUUUUAGACACUGGCCUUCUUGGCAUCAGAGGAAGUGCGGAGGCUGUGGUCAUGGCCAGGAGUCAUAUUCAGCAGUUUGUAAAGCUCUUUGAGAAUAAUGAGAACAUUCCCAGCAGCCAGAAAGAGUCAGAAGUAAAACGGGAAUUCAGACAAUUUGUUGAAGCUCAUGCAGAUAAUUAUACAAUGGAUUUGUUGAUUUUGCCCACUUCCUUGAAAAAAGAACUUUUGACUCUUACACAAGGUGAUGAGAGUCUGAUCGAACCAGGAGAUGAUGAUGUUAUUGAAAUUAGAGGUGCAUACCAGUCAGAGUUUACACAGAAUGAUGCCACAGGGCUAAGUACUGCUAGAGAGGAAAAUGUUUUGCAGGAAGACGCAAGAAAUAAAGCUGGCACUCCUGUUUCUGAACUGACAAAACAAAUGGAUACAGCCUUUUCUAGUUCACCAGAUGUGCUUUUUGUUCCAAUAAAUAGUCUAAGUUCAGAUGAAGAGGCACUUUCCACAGAAAGAAUUUGUCACAAGAGGAGAUCUUCUGACUCAGAGGAAAGGCAUACCAAGAAGCAGUUUUCUUUAGAAAAUGUUGGAGAAGAGGAGGAUUUAGAUGAUGGUAAGACAUCAGCUGGAAAUGUAAUCAAUGACCUAUCUGAUUCUUGUACUAAUUUUGCAAAUGUAAGCCCAGAUGCAAAAGAUACUACUGAGGAAAUGGAAUACAACAUCCUUGUAAACUUUUUUAAAACAAUGGGCUAUUCCCAAGAGAUUGUUGAAAACGUCAUUAGGGAAUAUGGACCUUCUACUGAACCAUUGCUACUCUUAGAGGAAAUUGAAAAAGCAAACAAAAGGCUUCAAGAGGACGGAGAGUUUUCACCUGGCUCUGUGUAUCCAGAUGCUAAGACCAAAAAUAAAGAUGUUUGUAGUAGCUUGAAUGACCUUACAACAGACUCCCCUCCUAAGAAAACACAGAAUCACAGACAGCAAAAUAUGGCAGGAAAGUUUACUCAGUUACCAUUCAAAGAAGACUCUAAAUCAUGUACCUCAAAUUGUAAAAUUAAUUCUUGCAGAACAGUGCCAGUAGACCAGAAACAUGAAAUCUGGGGUUCAGACCAGAACUACAUUGCUAAUGUAGACAUUCAAACUGAUGGCAUUUCACCCUCUGUCUCCCCUUCAAGUCCUAAAGAAGUCAAUUUUGUUUCAAGGGGAGCUACAAGUCACCAGCAGAGAGUUGCAGUUUUUACUGAAAAUGGUGUGCAACAGCACUCAGAACCCUUGCUUCCAAAUAAUAUAAAAUCUGCCUGUGAAAAACAUUCAGGAUGUUGUGACUCCCCUCCAUCUAAGUCACAUUACCCAACCCUUUGUCCACCAGUGCCGCUGCCCCAGCUGCUGCCUUCAGCUACUGACGCACGCUUGGCAGGGUCUUCUGAUCAUAUUGAUUCCUCAGUCACUGGGGUGCAAAGAUUUCGAGAUACUUUAAAAGUACCCUACAAACUGGAACUAAAAAAUGAACCAGGGAGAUCAGAUUUGAAGCAUAUUGUCAUAGAUGGGAGCAAUGUUGCAAUAACUCAUGGUCUGAAAAAGUUCUUUUCUUGUCGUGGAAUUGCAAUUGCAGUUGAAUACUUUUGGAAGCUUGGAAACAGAAACAUCACUGUGUUUGUCCCUCAGUGGAGAACAAGACGUGAUCCUAAUGUCACAGAACAGCACUUCCUAACCCAGCUCCAGGAGCUUGGAAUAUUAUCUUUAACUCCUGCACGGAUGGUCUUUGGAGAAAGAAUUGCUUCUCAUGAUGACAGGUUUCUACUACACUUAGCGGACAAAACUGGUGGUAUUAUUGUAACAAAUGAUAACUUCAGAGAAUUUGUGACUGAGUCAGUCUCUUGGCGAGAAAUUAUUACAAAAAGGUUGCUUCAGUAUACAUUCGUGGGUGAUAUAUUUAUGGUUCCUGAUGAUCCUCUGGGAAGAAGCGGACCUGGGCUACAAGAAUUUCUUCGGAAGGAGGUCUUUCUUAGAGACAUGCAGCCGAUGCUCAAUAUGCCAAAUAUGGACACAUUUGAUCCUGGCUUCAGGAGCCCCAGCAUCCAGGCAGCCAGCUCCAGCCACCAGCCUGCACCCCGGAUUCAAGGAUCCCCUCCAAGCCCCUGGUUUCCUCAGCAGCCCCACUUCUCAACCCUGAAUACCCUUUCUGGUAUGCAGCAGAACCUGCCUGUGCCAGCACAGAGGUCCUCUGCAGAAACCAGUGAGCUGCGGGAGGCGCUGUUGAAGAUCUUCCCUGAAGCCGAGCAGAGACUGAAGAUCAACCAGAUCCUGGUGGCCCAUCCGUACAUGAAAGACCUGAAUGCCCUCUCGGCUCUGGUGUUGGACUGAAGGCUGCGCCGAGAAGCUUUGCCAGGAGGGCCAGCUGGUGACAUAGCUGCUGGCCGUGUGCCACGGGAAGUACUGCAAUGUGAAGUAACUGCUUCCCGCUGUGAGUCUUGUGCUGUAUAGGGCAGGAGGGGGAAGAAAGAUGUUUUGUGCAUACAUACAAAUACCUGGGUUUUCAAAGCCAGCUUUAUAUAUAUGUAUGAAUUAUGCUGCUAUUACAGAUUUAACAUUUUCUGUAAAAGAAAAGUACAUUUUUGCCUCUUCAGAACUGUUGAAUAGCAGUUAUUCUUGAGUGUAUUUACAUUUUUAUGUUUUUUAAACUAUUUUCCUUAAAGCUAAAGAUAAUGACAAAUGGAUAUGGUAGCCUUUCUAAAUAAAAUUUUUAAAAAAUUGCUUUCUUAAAGAAAGCAGGACCUCUUAAAGUAUAUUUUCUUGAGGUGAAUCUGCCCCACCCCCUACAUGGAGUACUCUCCCUCCUCACCUUCUCUGGAGUUGGGCUGAUCUGCUACUGUGGGGGUCUCUUCAGGCCACUGUGAGAGUGGACACCUGGAGCCACUAGAUGGCACUUAGUGCCUGGCGGUUGUCACUGACAGGUACCCUGGGCUCAGAAGAGUGGAACAAGCAGUGUUAGGGCUCCCAUGCUCCUGUACUUCUUCCCCGUCCACGGGGCGAAGAGGGAAGUAGGGCUGAGGGUGCUUCCUGUCCAGUUGGGCUUCUGGUCUCAUACUGUAACACAUGCACCUGCCCUGGACUCCACAGCCACAUUGCCACCUCAGAAGGCUAGACAGAGUGUGAGGACUGAUAGGGAGCCUCAUUACUGUGGCCACAACCUACAAGGAUGGGAGAUGCCCCUCCCCUGUGUGGUGUUUGUACAGCUUUGCCAAAAAGUUUCUAUUCUCAAGGAAGACCCAAGCCAAUAAAUAGCAGUAGUAGCUUUUGUAGGGGGUCCCAAAGCCCCUCUGUUUUCCUGAUUUUUCUCUCUAUUGGUCUCUUAAGUAGCUUUUCCUGUGUUGUCUAUUCCAGUAUAUUGUCUGUGCUCUCUUCUCAGUGUUGCUGCAAUUUUGUGUCUGUGAAAUUCUUUCCCUGGUAAUUCUUAGCAUCUUGACCUCAUCUGGACCUCCAAAGGGCUUUGUAUUUUCUGCCUGUGCCAUCCCUCAGCCAGACAGUCAGUUACACUUCUGCCCUGUGGAUCAUGGCUGUCUUCUGGCCCCCACCAAAUCCUGGUUGAGGACUUGGUGUUGGUUUAUUUUCCAUGUUGCAGGGGCAAGCAUCACUUAGAUGAAUCCAGAACCUUCCGGGUGGCCAUGCCUGCUCUGCAGCCAUGUUCUCUCCCAGAUGCCUACAGUGCACUGUCAGCUGUUGCUCUGAUGAAGGCUGCAUACCUGCCAGCUGUGCAAGUCAAAAACAAAGGCUUAAGGAGAGCCUGUCACCCAAGCACCAGCUUUAGAGAUGGGUGUUACCAGUCAUCUGAGUCAGGUGAGACCAUGAAGUGUGCCCUUCCUUCCACUGAUGCUGGAAAGAGCAUAAAUUUUCUAGGUUCUGGAAGCCAUUUGAAAUUAACCUUUGAGUUACUGUGUAAGUUCGUGUGUUCUUAGUAUUGCUUCUGAGAGAAAACCUGUCCCCUGUCCCUUCAUUUAGGAAGAUUAAGUGGGAGAACAGAAAGGCGUUAAUUCUGUUUAAACAUAAUUCUCAAUCCUUUCUGAAAUCUAUCAUGUCCAGUGAAGUUUGGCCUCUAAAGCCCACGAAACAGAGUCAUUACUUGUUCUCAGACACUGCCUUACCCCAGGCUCUGUGCCGCUUGAUGUCUGUGCAUGCUGGACCUCCAUCCCUCAGAGUCUCCACAGUGAGCACCCUUGGGGGUGUAGCAGUGGAUUCUGGGUGGUGUGCCUCUGCCUUCCCUGUGUCUUUACAUUCAUGUCAGGUGGUGGAGGGGGAGAACCAACUGGCACCACUUCCAACAGGCAAGGUGUCCGAUUCUCACAGAGGUGGUCUAAAUGAAGAGAAGUAACUAGUGGAGCGGAUGGAUUCCCAGCCUGUAUUGUUUCUUGGGCCCAGGCUGUCAUCUCUGGGAGGAAAAGGCUUGUCUGAUCUGCCAGCCUGUGUUUGAGAACCUGGAGGCCACUAGUAAGAGCGUUUAGAAGGUGCUGCAGCCAUCCUGGGUGGGGCAGGGCCCGCAUUGUUGGCUCAGCCGAAUGGCUGGGGCGUGGUGCAAGGUGAGGUAGUGUUGUGUAUAUGCAGACUUGUGAGUCAUAAAGGAGGACUCCGGGGUCUCCACCAUCCUCUCUGCCCCUGCCAAGUAACCCAGACCCUCUGGCUGACAGCUGCUGCAAACCCUGGGCCCACCUCACUAGGCUUGUCUUGGGUCCCAGCUUGCCCGCCACACCUCUGAAGUAUGGCUUUCCUUUGGGAAUCUCCAGCUUCACCUUUCUUCAGUACUGACCCACCCCCCACCCUCCUCUGCCCUAGCGUCCGGAGCCGUCUCCUCUGAGCUCUCACUUGUGUCAGCCACACUGCUCACCUUCAUCGUCUACCUCCCCGUUGCUCCCUAUGUACCUCUGCUCCUGUCCAUUGAAUAACCUGAAUAAAAUUCCCUGGAACCAUGUCCUUCUGUUGCUAAUACUCUCCUCCAGCUUCCACCCUGCUCCCCAGUUUGCAGACUUGGCUUUUGCCCACCGUGCAGCAGUAGUCUAGGAAGUCACUGGCACUGCCUGGGUGUUGUCGUAGUGUUCCGUUGUUUUCCCUUCGAGAUGCUCAGCAUUCCCUUCCCCUCCCUGAAGGCCUUCAUACGCUCUUAACAAAUGAUUCUCAAUCUGUAGGCUGUACUUGAGACUCGAAGAUUACCAGGCCUCACUUUGAAGUGUGGAUUCAGUGCUCUGGGGAAAGCUUGCAGGCUUCCACUUUCGCACUGCGAUGGCUCCCGGUUGGUCCAGGGCCCGUUUUGAGAGACUGCACUCACCUUAUGGGUCAUCUUUCUUCCUUAGUCCCACAGUCCCCUUUGUGGGGCCAAACUAAUCCCGUCCCUGUCCUUGUAGGGUCCUGACUCCCUGGAACCUUAGCCUGUAACUGUUGUGCCUCCUCUACUCACUCCUGGGAGGGCCCCUACGUCUACCCUCAGCCCUUGGCUUAUUAGUACCCACUAGUUAUUUUCAAAGCCUCACAUGGCAUUGGUUGCCUCUCCCUUCCUGACUCCAAAGGCUCCAGAUUUAUCUUUUAGAAGCCCAUUUUAGGGUCGCCUCCUGGGAUCAUUUGUGGGUACAACCUGAGCAUCAAGUUUAGACCCCCUGAGCCUACUAUCCAUGGCUGUCACCCCAUGGCCAUACUUGCUAGGGUGGUUGGGUGGUUCCAGCCACAUAGACUUCAGUUUCUCAUAGAUCCCUGCCUGUGCCCAUCCUUCUUUCCUGUUAGAAAUGUGGUCCUCCUAGAUGUCCUCUCCUCCAAGACCCAGUCCUGAGUCCUCUGUGCCCUCGCCCAAUGCUCUGACCAGAAAUAUCCCUGUGGCAUUCUGUGGCCCCACAGCACUUGGUGUCUUGCUUGUGGCACUUGCCACUCUGGCUGGUGUCACUGCAGCCUCUUGUGUACUGUGUCAUGCCUCCCUCUAGACUGUGAGCUCCUCGUGGGCAGGGACUGUGUUCAUUCUGUCAACUGAGGCACCUAGCACAGUGCCUUGCGCUUAGUAGGUGCUCAAUAAAUGUCUGUUCAAGUGAA
Molecule: messenger RNA, 6387 nt
Organism: Jaculus jaculus (lesser Egyptian jerboa)
Lineage: Eukaryota; Metazoa; Chordata; Mammalia; Rodentia; Dipodidae
Gene: N4bp1
Product: NEDD4 binding protein 1
Exons: 7
Coding region: 1-2685 (894 amino acids)
Biological process (GO): negative regulation of proteasomal ubiquitin-dependent protein catabolic process; negative regulation of protein ubiquitination
Cellular component (GO): nucleus; PML body
Molecular function (GO): RNA binding
Source: RefSeq, a predicted model, not a curated record